CUCGCGCCUGGAGGGAGGAGCCGGGCGCGCAGGAUCGGGCGGGCGGAGUCCGAGCCGGGAGCCCGCGCCCUGCGGCCGGCUGCCGGCGGCAAUGAAGAUCUGGAGCUCCGAGCACGUGUUUGGCCACCCAUGGGACACCGUCAUCAAAGCUGCCAUGAGGAAGUACCCGAAUCCAAUGAACCCCUGUGUCGUGGGAGUUGACGUGCUGGAGCGCAGUGUGGACAGCCGGGGCCGGCUUCACAGCCACCGCCUCCUCAGCACCGAGUGGGGGCUGCCCGGCUUCGUGAAAGCGAUUUUGGGAACGAGUAGGACUUUGACAUACAUCAAAGAACAUUCUGUUGUGGAUCCAGUAGAAAAGAAAAUGGAACUUUGUUCCACCAACAUCACACUCACAAACCUGGUGUCGGUGAACGAGAGGCUGGUGUACACUCCGCAUCCGGAGGACCCUGAAAUGACUGUGCUCACACAAGAAGCCAUCAUCACUGUGAAGGGGAUCAGCCUCGGCAGCUAUCUGGAGAGUUUGAUGGCCAACACGAUAUCAUCCAACGCAAAGAAGGGGUGGGCUGCUAUUGAGUGGAUAAUUGAAAAUUCUCAGCGUGCUGUGAGCUAACGGGGUCUGCACCUGCACCUUAUGAUGAACAGUGGGUCGCGAGGCCUUGGAGUGGGUGAUCGGCCGACUUAACACGGAGUUGGAGGGCCUGGCAGCCCCCGCCUGCACCAGAGCGUGAAGCCGCCCCCCCACCCCCCGCAGCGUCCGGACCCGGAGUCGCAGGUCCAGCGAAGGUGGCAGGCGAUCACCCCCCACCCUCCGCCGGCCCCCUGCAGGGGACUGCGCGCGCUCGCCCACGCUUGUCUGUCGGAGGGAGCAUUCGUGAUUAGUGCAUGCCUAGAGACAUUUAGGAAAGGGACUCUGGGGGAGGAAGUGAAUUUGCCACAUCUUGGCCUAUAGCUUACCUUCACCGUUAUCUUUACUUUUUUUUUUAAUGGAAAGUUUUGUUUAAUAAACAAGUUAAAUCUCUAAUAUCCCUUCCCCAGAAGCCAAAAAUAUCAGAGUGUAAAAGGGAAUAGCUUUCUCCCAGCGUUCACAUAGAAGUUUCUCGUGGGUUUUGAUCCUGAGUUUUCUGUGAUCACAACCCCAGGAGAUUCCGGGAGGCCCGCCCCCCACCGCGCCAGCUGGGGGCCUCUGCGCUGUGCUCGGUGCUGACGGGCCCCUGCUGACGUUUGGUGACAUUCCACAAAUGGAACAGUGUUCUGCAUGCAUGCUGACUUUCCAGAUUUUAUCUUCCACUGACCACAGAACUUAGAUUUAACUUAGGAUAUGGGUUUUUAAUUUUAUGCAUAAAGCAAAUAACAUAAAGCAUCCCUAUUUCAUUUUAGUUUCUGAACAUGAAAUAGGAUACCUUUUUCCUUAUGUUUUAACUAAACCAACCAGUUUAGUUUUUAGAAGAGAAAGGACUAUCAGGAGAAACUAGUUAUUUUGAUAAUGUCAUAUUACUUGCUUUAUUUUCUUGCCCAAAGUAUAGAAAUAAAUCCAGAAUCCUGCUGCCUUUCCUUCGUUUCCAGUGUUGCAUCCUUGUUAUUGUGGCCCUUGAGUUUGGUAGGAAUAAAAGUUAAAUACAUUAGUUACUGUGACCACUCUUCAGCUACACCAGAAGUUACUGGGAUGCUGCUUCCUCUGGGAAGUUGGGCUUUCUAAAGCGGUGUGAGCACAACAGGCCAUCCUAUGGUCUUUGCGUGGUACCCACCUUCUGGUUAAGUAGCUGCUUCCAGAAGGUUCUUCUAGAAGCAGAGCCAGGUGCUCUCUGGAAACAAAGUUUGUUUCCCUUUUUUGUAGGAAAAGUGGUUGUACUACAUAUUCUUUGAAGACUGUUCCACCCAUUUGGUGUUAGAUCCAACUAUUAAAACUGUAUCUGAUUUGAGCCUGUGGUUUUUUUGGCUUCUAAAGAGUAGAUGACUCUGCCUCCAGCAUUUCUGCCCUCACAUUAAGGAAGGGUUAGGCAUACUUUGAUAUAGGAGUUAAUUGCCGGGUGUCUCUGUUGUGAACUUCAUCUUUUUCCCCUGAAGAGUCUUCCCUAGCAGAUCUCUCCUUAUGGCUGAGCCUUAGUGAAGCCCGAUAUAUUCAGAACAGGUGCUCAUAGGUUCUGUUACAGUUCAGGAUCCAAAGAAGCAGCGGGGUGAUUUAUUUGGGUGACUUGGCAGCUGGGGAGGGUACCCUUUACAUGCCAGCUGUCAGAUUAUAGCUAUGCGGGGGUACAUCUGGACCAGUGUGUGACCACCGAGCUUCAGUUUCCUCAUCAGAAAAUGCAGACACUGAUACUACCUCAGAGGAUGGAAACAGGGAGCGGAUGGGCAGCACCUCAGUGCAGCCUGGUGGCACGUUGGCCCACGGUGCUGCUAACUGCCGGUGCUGGCCCACCCGUUGGGCCGCAGAGUCCCAUGGGGGGCACCACUGUGCGCGGCUGGAAUUGGGAACACUGGGCUUCAUUGAUGGAACAUACUUUUUUUGUCAUGCAUGUAUUUUCACUUUUAUAAUCACUGUUAAGAGUUAACUGUCAGUGGUAAAAGAGGCAAGUGGGAGGACAUUCAUGAGUCCUAACUUGGGACUGAUUUGGAUUUCUGGCCUUGACCGCUCAUCAUGCUAUAUGCUUGUCUUCCACUAUUACAAGACAGCUUGCUUAGGGCAGGGCUUGGCAGACUAUAGCCUAUGAGCUAAGGACGGUUUUUGCAUUUUUAAAGGGUUGUAAGUAACCCCCCGCCCCCGCAACACACACACACAGAAGAGGAUGCCACAGAGACCAUAUGAGGCAACCAUGCCUAUUAUUUACUCUCUGGCCCGUAAAGCUGACCCCUUUCUUGGGGAUUCCACUGCAUCUCUCAGUGAGCAUGAAUAAAACUAGGUUUGUUCCCUUUCACCCAACUGCUUUCUGUUCCCCCAGUGCUAAAUAGUGCUACUUCCAUUUUCCAAAUACAAAACCUCAGUUAUUUAAGACUUCUUCCUCCUGCUCUUUCUCUCUCUAGCCAUUUGGAAACCAAACCUUCCUUUAAAAGGUCUCAGGGCAAUUCUGUGCCUUCUCAUUUUCACUGGCGCAGUCUGCUUUAGGUGCUUAUCACCUUAUCCCCAUCAGGAGGGCUGGCCACGUCCCACGUGGUCUCCUCCCACACUGAGCAGUAUGUGACUGGUGGGAUGCUGCAGAAUAUUCCGCGAUGCUCCAUGACUUCCCAGGCCAGGCCAUAGGAGACACUGUGACUUGUACCUUGCUCGCUCGUGCAUCACCUGCUCUGGGGCAAGCCAGCUGCCAGGUCAUGAAUGAUUGGAGGACCCCGACAGGGAGAUCCAUGUGGUUAGGAGCUGUGAGAGGGAGCCUUCUUGGAAGCGGAUCUUCUAGCCCCAAGGAAGCCUGGAGCUAACGAUGGGCACAGCUGACAUCUUGACUGCAACCUCAUAGGAUGCUAGGCCAGGACCACCUGGCUAAAACUGCUCCUGAUUUUCUGGCCCAC
Zalophus californianus (California sea lion) is the source of this 3498-nucleotide messenger RNA. It is a transcript of the gene PRELID3A, whose product is annotated as PRELI domain containing 3A. The transcript is spliced from 7 exons. Gene Ontology annotation, molecular function: phosphatidic acid transfer activity. Gene Ontology annotation, cellular component: mitochondrial intermembrane space. Bases 92 to 610 code for a protein of 172 amino acids. Gene Ontology annotation, biological process: phospholipid transport. Lineage: Eukaryota; Metazoa; Chordata; Mammalia; Carnivora; Otariidae. The record is from RefSeq and is a predicted model, not a curated record.